GGCGAAGCUAGAGGUUCCAAAGUUCACCGGUAAGGAGGAUCCUGAAAUACACAUCAAAACCCUCCACCAAAGCGGGAGGAUGAUGGGUCUUUCCGGGGAUGGGAAGUGUUUGCUCUUCUUCCAGACUCUCCGCGGCCGAGCCGCCGAGUGGUUUCACAACCUUCCAACAGGUGAGAUCGAUUCUUUUGACGAACUAGCCGAGGUGUUCCAGGAAAAGUUUAAGAAGAAUUGUACCAAGAGGAAAAAAUUUACCUACUUGAGUACAGCCGGGAAGAGGGAACACGAGGACUUGACCAAGUUCCUCACCCGGUGGAAGGAUGAAGUUGACAAGGUGGAGGAGAUGGACGACAAAACCGCAAUGUCCCUUCUGGUCUUUGGGCUUCGUUCCGGAGAAUUAUACAAGGAAUUCUGUAGGCGGCCUCCCCAGUCUUACCAGGAGGCCUACAACACGGCCUGUGAUUACGCCGAUGCUGAGGCCCAAGUUUCCUCCAAAAGGGAGGCCGAGCAAGGUCAUCCUAGGGGAAGGACUUCCGUAAAGAAGGAAAGCGAACUGCCCGGAAGGAUAAAAGCGGAAGUCAUGGAGGUAAAGCCGGUGAAGACAGAGAAGAAGCCAACCGGGGAGAUGCAGUGGGCCGAGAAGUAUUGCUCCUUCCACAAAACAGACUCUCACAACACUGCUGGAUGCAAUAGUGUUAAAGGAGUGAUAAAGGCGAUGAUCGAGGCCAGGGAGCUCGACCAAGAAUACCUGGCCCAGGCAAAGAAAAAGAAGAACCAAUGGAUCCGGCCUGAGGGACAACCGGCCGAACAAAACAAAAAGAAGAAAGCACCCAGUAAAGAGCACUUACAGGUGAUUUAUGGUGGACCGGAGGGAGGAGAUUCUGCUUCUCAAAGAAAGAAAUGGGGGCGAGAGCUCUACGUAGGGACAGUUGCCCUUGGUCCCCGGAGGAAACAAACCAGACGGGAGUCGAUCACAUUCACAGAUCGAGAUCUUCCCGCCACCGGGGAAGGUCACAAUGACCCCCUGGUCAUAACCAUGGAUAUGGGUGGAGUCAAUGUCUCCCGGGUACUGGUUGACACGGGCAGUAAUGUCAACGUUUUGUACUUGGAGGCCUUUGAGAAACUCAAACUGUGUCGAACACGGCUUGAGCACUUAAAGACUCCCCUGUCCUGGUUCACCGGAGAUUCUGUUGAAGCUGAGGGGUCAAUCCUCUUAACAUGCGAACUGGGAACGGGAGACAAAGUUAUCCAGAAGCAGAUGAGUUCUAUACGCCGGGCGAUAUAGGACAAGUCAGAGGGGAUCAAAAGAAAGCCCGGUCUUGUUA
Cuscuta campestris is the source of this 1322-nucleotide messenger RNA. The record is from the annotation of a GenBank genome assembly. NCBI's taxonomy places the organism in Eukaryota, Viridiplantae, Streptophyta, Magnoliopsida, Solanales, Convolvulaceae.